Cloeon dipterum is the source of this 1155-nucleotide messenger RNA. RefSeq lists its product as uncharacterized. The transcript is spliced from 5 exons. The record is from RefSeq and is a predicted model, not a curated record. Lineage: Eukaryota; Metazoa; Arthropoda; Insecta; Ephemeroptera; Baetidae. Bases 1 to 585 code for a protein of 194 amino acids.
AUGUUGCUGUGGCGCUGCGCGGCGCCGCACCGUUGCGGCUCUCUGCCACUCGAAGGCGCCAAUAAUUCGCGACGAUACCGACAAAACCACGUAAAAACAGUUCUCAGGUGGUGCGACCUGAGGAAGCCUGCAGACGGCCUGGCGCCUCACCCUGGCCGCCAGCUGAGCCUGGACAACGCGUCCAGCUACAACACCCUCAUCAUCAACGCGAAUGGUGAGCGAGGAGGGACUCGAACCUUGGGCCUCGCUCUCGCCCAACAGAUUGUCCAGUCUGCGCGACAGCUACAUUUCCGCGGCGUCGAGCCACUCGAAGGCGACUCUUCGGCAUCACCGACUCUGUGCGGCGGCGGGCUGGGCGGUCUGCAGGGCGAAACGCGCGAGAUCAACGAGAUUCCGGCCGACUACCUGAGCAAGUCGCGCGUCCUCAAGCACCUGGCCAAGGAGAUGAAGCAGGACGCGAAAGGAGGCGGCUGCCGGUGCUCGACGUGUCGCCCGAGAGACACGCGCGCCUCCUGGCGCACAGGUACUCGACGCCGGCGCCGCUGCAGGGUCGGCUGGCGCUCAGCAGGUCGCAGUCCGACCUGACGCAGCAGCAGGACCAGGAGCAGAGGCCAAGCCGCGACGCCGCCUCGAACUCGGGCUGCCCGAGUCGGAAAUGGUGCAGCUGCUGGUCAACGAGACCGCCACCUCAAGGCAGAGCUCGAGAUGUGCCUCAGGAAGGUCGCCAAGAGCCAAAAGUUGGAGGAAGAAGUGGCGAACAUUCACAGACCUCACCGCAGGAGCUGAUGCAGUCGUCGGAGCGGCGCGAAAAACUCGAACGCGCGGCAAGAGGACAACCGCCUCCUCAGGCAGCAGUAUGAGCUCCUUCUUGCCCAGAGGCCUCAGCCGAAAGAAUUUAGACAGCGGCUAGCGGGAUCGGCGUAGCAGAAUUUUGUUUGAGGCGGCGAUUGGCCAAUUUCACCAUUGGCUUGAAGGACCAGAAGACAUUUCUCUGCCGCACCUUGCCAAAGAUUCACUACGGCUGGCGGCUGCCUAAGUGACCAAAAAUAUGCCGGCUGACACAGCACGGCUGACUCAAACCUCAAUUUUUUUUCUUUUUAAUUGUAUCAUUUUUGACUGCAUUUAUGCACUUUUCAAAAUUAUAUAAUUAAAUAG